Dictyostelium discoideum AX4 is the source of this 3000-nucleotide messenger RNA. RefSeq lists its product as hypothetical. The record is from RefSeq and is a predicted model, not a curated record. Gene Ontology annotation, biological process: regulation of DNA-templated transcription. Lineage: Eukaryota; Evosea; Eumycetozoa; Dictyosteliales; Dictyosteliaceae. Bases 1 to 3000 code for a protein of 999 amino acids. Gene Ontology annotation, cellular component: nucleus. The transcript has a single exon. Gene Ontology annotation, molecular function: DNA-binding transcription factor activity.
AUGUAUCAAAGUAUUCCUCAACAAGGAAACUAUAUUUAUAAUGGGAAUAAUAAUUUUUUUCCACAACAACAACCACAACAGCAACAAUAUUUAAAUAAUAGUAAUAAUAAUAAUAAUAAUAAUAAUAAUAAUAAUAAUAAUAAUAAUAAUAUUAAUAAUAAUAAUAAUAAUUUCCAACAAUCUUAUAAUAAUGGGAAUAACAAUAAUUACAAUAACAAUAAUGGGUACCAACAACAAACUUCAUCAUAUGAUAUGUAUGGAAAUAAUGUAAAUAUUAAUAAUAACAACAAUAAUAAUGUAAAUAUAAAUAGUCAAAAUAAUGUAAAUAAUAAUAAUAACAAUAACAAUAAUAAUAAUAAUGGUAAUAUUAAUAACAAUAUGUUAAUGGCAACAUCCUCAGCAUUGAAUAAUAUUGUUAAAGUUACAAAUGGUUAUCAACAACAACAACAACAACAAUUAUUACAACAAACCACCCAACAACAAUUACAACAACAACAACAAUUAUUACAACAACAGCAACAACAAAUUCAACAACAACAAGCAGCUUUACAAUUACAGUUGGAGCAACAACAACAACAAAAAAUGGUCUUAAUGUUUGGUGACGAGCCAAUGGGUUACUUACCUUUCUCUGAAGAUAAAAAUUUAAUGUUAUUAUCUGCUCUAAAUACAAAUGUUGAUGGUGGUUCUUUUUAUGGAAUUCAACAACAACAACAACAACAACAAUUGCAACAACAACAAUUACAACAACAACAACAAUUACAACAACAACAACAACAAUUACAACAACAACAAAUACAACAACAACAAAUACAACAACAACAACAACAACAGCAACAACAAAUAUCACCAAUACAAGAAUCUGCAUCACCCUAUUAUUCAACACCAAUUCAAUCAAAUACAAUGUUAUCAAUCCCUUCAUCACCUGGAAUACCUUCUUCUAUUCCUCAAUUAAAUAAUAGUAAUAAUAUCAAUAAUAAUAGUAAUAAUAAUAAUAAUAAUAAUAAUAAUAAUAACAAUAAUAAUAUAAAUUAUAAUAGUAAUAUGGCUUCAAAUUUUAUAUCUCAACAUAGUAAUAAUGGAAGUAAUACAAGUUCACCUGUACCUCAAACUACAUACUUACAAAAUAGUGGAGGAAAUUUUAAUGCUUACAAUGGAAGUAAUACCAAUUCACCAAUAACACCAUCUUCUUAUUUACAACCAACAACUUCACAAGACCAAGUUAUUCCACAACAAUUAUCUCCAAACCAUGAUCAAAAUCAACAAAUAAUUCAGCAACAACAAAAAAUAUUACAACAACAACAACAACAACAACUAUUAUUACAACAACAAAUCCAACAACAACAACAACAACAAUUACAUCAACCACAAUCACCACAACUACCACAAUCACCACAACAAUCACCACAACAAUCACCACAACAAUUACAACCCCAACAAUCACCACAACAACCACAACAACAACCACAACAACAACCACAACAACUACAACAAACACAACAAAAAACUGUUCAAAGACCACCAAUUAUUCAACCAACUACUAUUCAACCACAAUCACCACAACCACCACAACAACCACAACAAAAACAACCAACAAUAAAUUCAUCAAUAACACCAAUUCAACCAAUUCAACAAAUGAUUCAACAAUUGACACAAAAUAGUUCAACAAAGAGUACUUCAAAGGCUAGUAAUAUUCCAGCAACCACAGCUGCUUGUCCAAAGGUUGAUUUAUUACCAAAUAAAUCACCCAUUUCAUCAUAUAUUUUACCACAUGAUUUUGAAGAGACAUUGGCUCAUCUAAGUGAGAAACAAAAGACAAGAAGAAGAGCAAGUCAAAAUUUAGCAAGUAGAAAUUACAGACAAAGAAAGAAACAAUAUGUCAAUGAAGUCGAGGAUAGAUUGGAUGAUAUCGUUCAAGAGAAUGAAAGAUUAAAGAAAGAACUUUAUGAUUCCAAAAAAAUAUUGAAAAAAUUACUUCAUGAAAAUAAUAUUCUCAAGAGUGGUGGUCAAUUACCAAACAAAUCCGAUAUUCCAGGUUGUACCGGUAGUGAGGAUGAAGAUGAGGAUGACUUUGAUCAAUUCGAUCAACAACAACAAGAUGGUAGCGCUGAUCCAAGUACUCCAGUUGUUGAAACUGAACCUGAUAUUAGUGUAUUGGUCGAUAGAUUACAAGUUGAUAUGAGUAUCACCACUCAAGAUGACUUAACCACAACUUUGAAACAAUUCUACAGCACUUUGAAAAAUCGUCAAGAUCUUUACAUCAACCAAAUUAAACAAAUCGUUAAUCCAUGUACUCAAGCCAAACUUGCAUUAUUGGAUGGUGAAAUCUCGCCUGCUCAAUCUUGUCCAUUUGAAGAUCCAUCAGAGAAACAACAUUCUGAUCCAAAUAGUUCACCCAUUGGUGAUAUGCCAUCACCUUAUGAACAAUUGGAACCAACCAAAUGGUGGUCAAACUUUUGCAACGAAGCAAAUAUUAAUCCUGAACAAGAGAAUCGUGUUAGACAACUCAGACAAGAAAGUAAUCUUAGACAUAAAAAGAUUAUCAAAGAAAGAACUCAUCUCAACAGAGAGAUCAGAGAAUACUACCAUAGUAAAGUAUUCAAUGGUACCGUUAAUAAUGGUGGUAAUACCAAAUCAAAGAAAACCGCAGCCUCUACUUCAACCACCACAACUACCACCUCUACUUCUACCACCACUACCACUACCACCACCAUCAGUACCGAUGUCGAUAUCUCAAAUAAUAUCAGUAGUCCAGUUCAAUCACAUCUUGUACAACUUAGUGGUUUAUUAGAUAAAUUAAAAGAAAAUAUUGACCAUGAAAAUGAAACUCUCAUUCAAACUUAUGAAAAACUUGGUUUCAUUUUAUCUCCUUUCCAAGAAGCUUUAUUCAUCACUAAAAUCUAUAAUAACAUUUUCUCUGAAUCUUCUUAUUCAAAUAUUCAAAUGUUACAUGGUAUCAAAGAUGCAAUUCUUUAUUCUUAUGUUGAUCCAACUUAUACUUAA